GGUUGCCUCCAGCAGUCCAGCCACACGAAGCCAAAACAAAAGCAUCUUGAAAAUCCUUCUUUAGCCUCAAUGUCAUUGCCUCAUCUUUCUCUGCAAACUUUUCUGAUCCUGCUUGUGGUGGGAAAUGGGCAAGGCCUCCGAGGAAUUAGAUUGAGCUCUGAGGAACCAGUGUCUGCUAGAGUAGUCGAUCACCUUGAUCUCAACUCUUCAACUCCAAGUUCCAACACCCUGAACUCCACAAAACAUGCAUGUUCUCACCCCUAUGGCUUCUUGCCAUGCGCUUCCAAUAUUCCAGGCUACAUCUUCCAGAUCAUCGUCCUUGAAUACUUGCUACUUGUGGGUGACAAAAUCUUAACAAAGGGUAGACAGCAACUCUUCAGUAUCCUCGGUGUCGGUAUCUAUGGUGCCACUGUGUUUCGCAUCCUUGCUGUGCUACCCACUAUAGUGCUACUUCUUGGUUCACUUUUUCACCUUUUCUCCUUGCUUGCAGCAUCUGGGCUUGCUCAGAACAAAGAGGCUGCUCAAGCUAGAAUCGAGAAUGGAGUCGGUACUCUUGCUGGGUCUACUGUUUUUUACUUGACAUUACAGUGGGGAAUUUGCGUUCUUCUUGGUAGAACUAAAAUAACAAAGGAAUCGUCACCUCUUCCUCAGCAAGAAUCAUCAAAAGCCUCAACUCCUGCAGGGUGUUUGUGGGUUAAACGGCGAUUAUCAAUAUUAAAAGAAUAUGGUAUAGAGACUGACAAGAAGACGAGGCACACAGCAGGGAUAAUGCUUUUGUCGCUGAUUCCAUUUAUAUUUGUGGAAAUAGCUAGUAACUUUAAGUCACAGCCAUGGAGUCUCAUAGUGACUCUCACAGUAUCUGUCGCAGGACUAGUUUCAUACUUCGUUUUUCAGUCUCGUCAUCAGUGGAUCCAAGAAAGAAGUUUGGAAUAUUCAAGGGAUCAGCUUCUGCUGGCUGGAUUCUUGGAUCACUUGCAUAAAUUUGCUAAAAAAACUCUCGUCAAUGACGAAGGACACGUCGAUGCUUCUUGCAUUAAUAGGGCAUUCCGUAAGAUUGAUGCAGAUCAAGAUGAUUACAUAUCAAAAGCUGAACUCAGAGAAUUCUUAGCAACAAUGAACUCGGGGCAUCACCUUGAUGAAAAAUUUGCAAUUGAAGAACUUAUGAAGCACUUCGACCAGGACAGUAAUCAUUUGAUUACUAAGGAUGAGUUUCUGGGUGGAUGUCAAAGAUAUGUUCAAAAUGCCAAGAAACUGGUUGCUGAUAAAACUGACAGCUCAAAAAAAUAUUUUCCAGACAUACAUCGAAUGUUGAAACCGUGGAUCAACAGGAGCAAGAAAAAAUUACUCGAAACUGAGGAACACCUGUCAAAAGUUUUGAACACAACCAAUAACGAACAACUUGCUUGCCUUUUCACUGAUGGAAAACCAGAUGAAGAUAAGAUUCGAAGUCUCUUUGUGGAGUUUGACAAAGAUGGUGAUAAAAAGUUGACACUCAAAGAACUAAAAGAACUGAUAGUAAGCAAAUUUAAAAGUGAACAUGGUGAUUUGGAGGAGAAAAUAAUGAAAGCUUUCGACACGGACAAGGACCGUGUGCUGCAAGAGGAAGAAUUCUUGGAUGGAUUCAAGAAAAGACUAUGUGAUGGAACCACUACCUCUCAAUUCUUCAAUGAAUGCAUACAGAAAGAAAAAAGCAGUAUCAGCAAAAUGUCAAAGAGUUCUCUCAUUAAAGCUGUAAUUAGAGUUGGCGUUGGAAUUGCAAUUGUGUCUUCACUUGGAAUCCCUCUGGUAAAUAACACCCAACUCUUAUCAGAACGCUUAGGCAUACCACCUUUCUUCAUUUCAUUUGUAGUGCUUCCUUUUGCUGUAAACUUCAAAACGGCAAUGGCUACCAUCUACCCUGCAAGCCAAAAGAAAGAAAAUGCAUCUUCAAUAAUGUUUUCAGAGAUUUAUGGAGCAGUGUUCAUGAACAAUAUUCUAGGGCUACUGACCCUUGUAGGACUUAUUUGGGCAAGAGGAUUUUCAUGGAAUUUUUCAGCUGAAGUGCUGGUAGUAAUUCUGGUUAGUGCUAUAAUUGGUGUAAUGGGCUAUUGGCAACUCACGUACCCAUUUUGGAGUUGUAUCUUGGCAUUUUCUUUCUACCCAUUGUCUCUGGUGUUUUUCUAUGUAAUUCGUGUUCUCGCUGGCUGGAAAUGAGAGUUGGAAGAAAUCUAAAUCUAUGUCAAAAUAAUAUUAUGGUAUUGUAUUCCUCUAAUAAUAUGUAGUAAAAGACAAUCUUAUCCUUUCUUUAGUUGGAGACUACCAAGUCCUUAAUUAUAAUAUC
Molecule: messenger RNA, 2320 nt
Organism: Manihot esculenta (cassava)
Lineage: Eukaryota; Viridiplantae; Streptophyta; Magnoliopsida; Malpighiales; Euphorbiaceae
Product: sodium/calcium exchanger NCL2
Exons: 10
Coding region: 70-2193 (707 amino acids)
Biological process (GO): intracellular calcium ion homeostasis; calcium ion transmembrane transport
Cellular component (GO): membrane
Molecular function (GO): calcium:proton antiporter activity; calcium ion binding
Source: RefSeq, a predicted model, not a curated record